This is a messenger RNA of Sitophilus oryzae (rice weevil), 2186 nucleotides long. It is a transcript of the gene nab, whose product is annotated as NGFI-A-binding protein homolog. The coding region runs from base 139 to 1830 and encodes 563 amino acids. Gene Ontology annotation, biological process: negative regulation of DNA-templated transcription. The record is from RefSeq and is a predicted model, not a curated record. Gene Ontology annotation, molecular function: transcription factor binding; transcription coregulator activity. Gene Ontology annotation, cellular component: nucleus. NCBI's taxonomy places the organism in Eukaryota, Metazoa, Arthropoda, Insecta, Coleoptera, Curculionidae. The transcript has 10 exons.
AGCUUUGCCUCGCGCACACAUCGCAAAGCAAAAUAAAACAAAAUCGCCCGCUACUGCAGUGAACUGACACCAGUAGAAAGCUACAUUGCAUGCGACUAUACGAAUUUUCUUUUGACGAAUUUCAUCUUCUUUGGAAAGAUGGAUUUGCCACCGAACAAUUCCAAUUCGACGGUGAAUAGCAAUUCGGGAGACGACGAACGCCACUCGAAUGCCAGUGCCGAAACUAGCAACCCUGCUAUUACUGGUUCGAACUUAUCAUUGCCGUGUUCUUACAGUGCUAGUGUUGCCCCCACAUCUAGUGCUAGGGAAUCACCGAAAGUUGCACCCUCACAAGUUCUGAUGCCAGUGAGAAAUUCGUCUUCGCCGUCAGUUCCACGCAAAAUUAUGAGCAAGAACAAAAACAACACAGUGUUUCCAACGUCAUUUCCCAGCAACCAGGCUGAGCUACAACUCUUCAGAGUGAUGCAAAAUGCCUCUUUGCUUUUAUAUUUGGACCCUUUAUUAGAAAUGGGCGGUGAUGAUGUCGAAUCAUUGUGUGACGCCGGUGAAGACGAAUUUCUAGAAAUUAUGUCACUUGUUGGAAUGGCAUCAAAACCUCUUCAUGUACGAAGGUUGCAGAAAUCGUUACAAGAAUGGGUAACAAAUCCCAUAAAAUUUAAAAUGCCUCUAGUGCCUGGAGAGGACUUUGAAAUAGAACUGUCCAGUCCUAGAGUGACUAGCAACCACGUCUUUUACUCUGCAGACAGUGGUGAAAGUUCUAGAAUAUAUUCGCCAUCUCCAGCAGAAAUAUGUGCCUUACCACCUGUAGCUAGUCCUGGCUUAAGUAUUAAUAGCAAAAGGCCUUACUCACCCCUUGACCCAUCUUGUCCCCCUUCCAGUAGUUCCAGCCCUAGCGGUAGCUCGACCAUGACUCCAAGCUUAAUGGAAAGUCAAAUUUCAAAAUUGGCCAUUGCAGCCGAAAGACUGAGCAAGCAGUUACCAAACAUGGAACCCAAACCACAAAACGCUAAAAAGAAAGUCUGCAAAGAAUUAGAAUUGGUAAUGUCCAUGCCAGAGAACGAUCCAAGGAGAAUGGACGAGAUUAGAAGAUAUGCAGCUAUUUACGGAAGGUUCGACUGUAAAAGGAAGCCGGAAAAGCCCCUUACCCUGCACGAGUUAUCUGUAAACGAGGCUGCUGCGCAGAUCUGUAGGUUCAUUCCUGCGCUGUUGACUAGAAGAGAUGAGCUGUUUCCUCUAGCAAGGCAAGUUGUCAAGGAUAGCGGUUGUUAUUAUUCCAAAACACAGUUAUCAGCAGUUUAUCUUAACAAACAAAGUAAUAUGGGACUAAACCAUGACAAAGAACAGUCGCCUGAUGUCAGAUUGCAGGGUAGGUUCUCUAUGGAUGGCGAAGGACAACACCACAAAAGAAUUAAAUUAGAACCCAACUCAGAUAACGAUGAACAACGUCAGGACUACGAUGAAACGUUAUCCGUAAGACAUUCUUUGCACACUUUGUUCCACUCUCAUAGAAACCAGCACGGUGUAAGAACAUCUUUAGGAAUAGAAUUAGAAGAAUCAGAUUCCCAAUUCACGUACAGCAAUUCUAGCUCGCCGCAGUUUCAGAAUCAAGACCAGGAUUCCUGUUCGACGACCAAUAAGAAAACGGAGGAAGCCAUAGAAAAUGAUGAGGAAUCAAGUAAAUUUUCACCUAAGGUUCAAGUAAUAGCGGCCAGUGGAGACAACAUCAUAGCAGUGGCCAAUCCUGCUCUAGCAAUGUCACCUGCCAUUCUCCCAAUGACAUCUCUAACUUCAGUGCCAGUCCGCGAAAUCGACGAAAACAACAAAGAAUAGACUUUUAAAACAUAAUUUAGUGUACAGUUUUGCAAAUAACGGUUAGACUGGGCGUUAUGAAUAUGUUGUUUAAUAUAUUUUCAAAAUAUGUAAAGAAAUAACAACCGAGGAAAUGUAUAUAUCUUUAUAAUUACAAAGUACAAAAGAUUUUAGAUAUUUAUUAAAUAUAGUUGCUUUACUAGGUAUUAAACCAUUGUCUUUUUUUAUUGAUUUAUGUAUGUCUCUUGAUUUCUUUUUCAUUAGAGAAAUAUAGAUUAUAUUAAUUGAAUAUGAAAUAGAUAUAAUUUUUUUUACCUAAAAUUAUUCAUUUACUAUAAAUUAUUUAUAAAUACCAAUACAUAAGACAUUGUUUUAGA